Neogale vison (American mink) is the source of this 1105-nucleotide messenger RNA. It is a transcript of the gene CLDN9, whose product is annotated as claudin 9. Gene Ontology annotation, cellular component: plasma membrane; bicellular tight junction. Gene Ontology annotation, molecular function: structural molecule activity. Lineage: Eukaryota; Metazoa; Chordata; Mammalia; Carnivora; Mustelidae. The transcript has a single exon. Bases 1 to 654 code for a protein of 217 amino acids. Gene Ontology annotation, biological process: bicellular tight junction assembly; cell adhesion. The record is from RefSeq and is a predicted model, not a curated record.
AUGGCUUCAACUGGCCUUGAACUCCUGGGUAUGACCCUGGCCGUGCUGGGCUGGCUGGGCACCCUGGUGUCGUGUGCCUUGCCCCUGUGGAAGGUGACCGCCUUCAUCGGCAACAGCAUCGUCGUGGCUCAGGUGGUAUGGGAGGGGCUGUGGAUGUCCUGUGUAGUGCAGAGCACCGGCCAGAUGCAGUGCAAGGUCUACGACUCCCUGCUGGCCCUGCCCCAGGACCUGCAGGCGGCCCGCGCCCUCUGCGUCGUCGCCCUCCUGCUGGCCCUGCUCGGGCUGCUGGUGGCCAUCACAGGGGCCCAGUGCACCACGUGCGUGGAGGAUGAAAGCGCCAAGGCUCGCAUCGUGCUCACCGCGGGGGUCCUCCUCCUCCUCUCCGGCAUCCUGGUGCUCAUCCCCGUCUGCUGGACCGCACACGCAGUCAUCCAGGACUUCUACAACCCGCUGGUGGCUGAGGCCCUCAAGCGGGAGCUUGGGGCCUCCCUCUACCUGGGCUGGGCCGCUGCUGCCCUGCUCAUGCUUGGGGGGGGGCUCCUCUGCUGCACGUGCCCUCCACCCCAGAUUGAGCGGCCAAGAGGACCAAGGCUGGGUUACUCCAUCCCCUCCCGCUCAGGGGCGUCUGGACUGGACAAGAGGGACUAUGUAUGACGUGGAAAGUGUCCCUGGAAACCCGCAGCUCAGAGCCUUGACCUUGCCCCCACUGCCAACACCUCCCCUGAAGCAAAACCCCUUUCCCAGAAGCUCCAAUCAGGGCUGGCUAUGGAGUGGGGUCCCUCCGGGUCUUUCUCCUACCUUGCUCUCUAGGCAGAGCCAGAACUGAUGGGGUAUGCCCGUCUGCCCCCGCAACCUCCCCACUCUGCUCCUCCUGGUCGAACUGCUCACUUCUUUGAAAUACAGCUUAGGCUGGCCAUCCUCUUCCUCUGAGGCUACCCCUGGCCUAGGAAUUCGGGCUUCACCCAAAGGGCAGAAGAUCCUUGGCUCCAAAAUAAGGAGGGGAUCCCUGCCUGGGGUGGGUCCUCCCCAGCCUGGCCACCACCUGAAUCCAGAGGUCCAGGCCAGGAGCACAGCCGAUCGCCCCACCCUCUAUGCCCACCUGCCC